GUGUUCGUGCCCAAAAUAUAGUUUCUCGAUGCUGGUAGGAUCGAAAUUGGUAGGAUGGUCGUUCGACGAGUUAUUGGCUGCUAAAUGGCGAUUGUUUUGCUUUUCGUUUCGCGUCGUUUUCGCCAAUCGGUUACCCCUUCCGACGGAAACCGUGUCACGUAAUGUCCGGGUACACAAUCGAGUGUCAGCAAGAGCCAAUCUCGGUCAAAUGAAGUGAUUUGUGGCAGCUGUAAUUUACACUGGUGUGUCCAAGUUGAUUUUUCCUACGCGUAUCGGGGGGAUGUUAUUGCUUUAUUUAUUGUCCGUGAGUUCUAGACGAUGUUGCCAAUUUGGGUUUUAUUAGUGAAGUGGCGAUUUGCUUAUUCGUGAGACAGAGUAGCAGGACGGGCGACAAUGAUGAUCGAUUACUGAAGGGAACCUACUAUGGCGAGUGUGUGGUUUGUUACCAGGUCUGGAUCUUGAGGCAGUGUGGCAAAUCUGGCCAAAUGCAAUUGUUGGAUAUUUAGUUCGGCCUACGUCGUUGACCGUGAGGAAGAUCAUUUGAGGAAAAUUUGCAUAAUCUUCGUAUUUGCUGUAUUGUGAUUUUGUGCUCCGUGUCUUGUCUUCAAAUUUGAUGUUUACCCACAUAUUCAAUAUAUGUACAACUAGGCGAUCUGAUGCCUGUACCGAUAAGUCGCGAUUGCUGUAUUAGUGCUUGUUUGUGUGGGAUCAGAAAUUCUACAAUAUUUAGGGAAGAAAAUAAAAAACAUCUGCACCUUAGUAUCGUUACUGUUUAAAGUCUAGUUUUUAUCAAUUUGUGACACAGCAAUUUCAAAGAAGUACAACGUGACACAUCAAUUAGGGUGUACGAAAAUCGUUUUACAUAAUGUACAUAAUAUAUGGCUCUUGCGUGUGAUAAGUCAGAGCAAGGGCGUUCGCUGGUGUUGGUGCAACCGGUCCCAGUAGUGUAGUACCCCUUUCCAAUCAAUUUAUUGUUCUAAGCGCAUAUAAACAAUGAGCGCUUUCUGUUCCAGUCGCUACUUAGACUAAAUAGUGUUCCCCCUCGAAUCGGCGAUAGUGGACCGAACGGAGAACCGAUACUGACGGCAUCUUGGCAGUUUGAACGCGUAGCAGCCAAGAUGGACCGUGAGCAAUCUUAGCCUUGGGAACGAAGGACACAAAAAGAAGAAAAAACUACGCAGUAUACACAUCAUCUGGUUUUCGCUGCUCGGUCGCUCGUUUGGACGAGCGAUAUAAAUAGGCUUGCCUUUUUAUUUGCUGUUCAUCACCGUCAUUAGCCAAUACUUUCGUACGACCCAGCGGAAAGUACCCACACCCAUCCAUCCCUCCCCCCAACAACAGUAGCGCACCCCACGCGUCAUACUUUGUGCAUUGAUCAGUGAAACGGAUUCCAUUAAUUCAGCGAACCGUGUCGUGGGUGGCGGCGGAGCCAUCUCCAGCAUGAAGGAGGAAUCCAAUCUGAAGCCUUCGCCACCCACCGGCAGCAGCGGCCUGGUUUCCGUCAUCGGAUCGCAGAUUGCUGCCUACCCCGGUGCAAGUGGGUUAACUACACUGCUGCAGCGCCCGCCAAGAACCAUCUCGGGCGCCAGCUACGAUUCCGAGAGUGAUGACAGCAUGCAGAGGGGUGCCGGCGGUAGCCACUCGUCGGUGGCAUCCGCGACAACGUCGAUGACGAUGGCAACAGAGACCAGCCGGAUUCGGGUGGAAUCCGACGGGGAGAAAAUGGACAACAGUGCCAGCGGGAACAACAGUGCUUCCAAAUACGACUGUGAAGACUCCAAAGCUACUUGUAAAAUCCUAAAUGGCCGUGAAGCGCGGAACCGAGCGGAGAAAAAUCGCCGCGACAAGCUCAACGGCUCCAUCCAGGAACUGUCCGGCAUGGUGCCGCACGUUGCCGAAUCGCCCCGGCGGGUGGACAAAACGGCCGUGCUGCGGUUUUCCGCACAUGCCCUCCGAGUGGACUAUGUUUUCAAAUCCAACCCGGACCAGCCCCAUCAGCAGCAACCCAAAGCGAACGUCGUAGUACAAAAGAGUGAGGUGCAGGACACACUGUUCCGGAUGCUGAACGGAUUCCUGCUGACCGUAACCUGCCGGGGGCAGAUUGUUCUGGUUUCGGCAUCGGUCGAACAGUUCCUCGGACACUGUCAGACCGAUCUGUACGGCCAGAAUCUGUUCAACCUGAUCCACCCGGACGAUCACAACUUGCUCAAGCAACAACUGGUGCCCAGCAACUUAGUCAAUUUGUUCGACUCGGCGGUGCCCGUUGCGUCAACGAGUCGAACGUCCACAUCCAGCGGGGCCAGCCCGAUGGAAACGAACGCCGAUGAUCAACAGCGACGAUCACAGGACGAAGAGGACGAGAUCGAUCGCAAGCUGCGACAAGAUAGGAGAAAGUUCACCUUGAGGAUCGCCAGGGCGGGGCCUCGAUCAGAGCCUACAGCAUACGAGCUAGUCACGAUAGAUGGAUUUUUCCGGCGAGCGGAUGCCGCUCCACGUGGGGAGCGACCUAGCGGUCCCUCUGGGCUACAGUUACUAAGGAGAGCGCGCGGUCGGGACGACGGGAUUUCUUUACAUAGCAUUAAUGGGAAUGAUAUUGUUCUCGUUGCAAUGGCUCGCGUGCAAAAGGUGCCAACCAUCUGUGAUCGUUUGAUUGAGGCUUGCAGGUAUGAGUACAAAACUCGUCAUUUAAUUGACGGAAGGAUAGUGCAAUGUGACCAUCGAAUAUCGGUGGUGGCUGGUUACCUAACGACGGAGGUGUCUGGAAUGUCGGCGUUUACGUUUAUGCACAAAGACGAUGUCCGGUGGGUUAUCGUGGCUCUUCGACAAAUGUACGACAGUCAAAACUACGGAGAAUCAUGUUACCGAUUAAUGACCAGGACAGGAGACUUUGUCUAUUUGAAAACGCGCGGUUACCUGGAGGUUGACGACAGUUCCAAAAAAGUGCAAUCAUUUGUGUGCAUCAAUACGCUAGUCACGGAGGAGGAAGGCCGGAGGCUUGUACGCGAAAUGAAGCGUAAGUUUUCCGUCAUAGUGGAGGCGGAGGAUCUCCCCGACGAAAGUGACGAACCGGCAGUAGAAAAUCCAACGCAAAUCGAGAAAGCCGUACUAAAUCUGCUGACAAACCUACACUCGGAAGAUGACGAGCCCAUGGAACGCGCCCUACCACCGAUCUCUUCUCAGAACGCGGAUGCCUCUGAAGGGUCUCAACUAGCCAUAAUAGCACCAAGUUCAAAAGCGGUCAAAUCAGCCAUCGUUAAGAGCAUGAAUGUGAUUGCCAUCGCUUCCAAGAAGCUAUCAAACGGAAGCAACUCACCGUUGCGAGAAUCCGCUGGCACUAGUCCCAAACCGAACGAACAUGCUGGCAGUUCGUCGGGUAUCAUCACAAGCUCUGCAACGAUGCAACGGCCUUCUGUUCUGCAGAAAACGCAAACUCCCGCCCCGGAAUCACGAGUGCCUCCGCUACAUGGUGCCGAUCACGAUUUCAUCCAGCCGUACUCUCCGGCCGGUAGCACCAGCAGCAGUAGUAGCAGCGGCGGUUCCGUUUUCUCUCCCGCAUCACACCAUCGAAAUAGUAGAAGCCCGUUUGGAGGCAGCAUCCCGCCAACAUCCCCACCCGCCAUCGCUGCCACGCCAUCAACAUCGAUUUCACGGGCCAUCGACAACACCGCAAGUGGCCACAGCAGAUCGAUCAGCGUGCUCAAACGAACCCACAGCAACAGCAGCCCGGAUGGCAGCAGCAUAGGGCAGACGGCCGAAUUUGUGGUUCAGAAGCGCGCCAAAGUCAGUACGACACUCGAUCUGGAUGCGUGCAGGACAAGGCUUUCCAAUCCGGCAACGGAUCUCAUAACAAUGUUGCCGCAAGCCUUCCAUGCAGUCGAUCAGUCUCUGAUGAAGGUCGAUGGCGACACGGCCAGACUAAGAGCCCAGGUCAGUGGAUAUGAGAAUUUGCAGAGCAAAUCUCUUCAUCAACUGGAUAGCAUAGUGGAAGCAUCACACGAACAACGAAACGUGCUGCAGUCAAUUAAGCACGAGCUCACCCAGUUCCAGUCGAACAACAACAACAACAACAACAACGGUAAUGUCGGAGACGGCACUGGACCCAGGAGAUCCAUCGGUGUCAACGAUCUGCUGCCCAGUGGUGCCAUCGUCGAUGAUCUGGACCAGCCCUCGCUGAUGAUGGAUGACUUCCCGAGUGACAACUCGAACCUGAUGGCAGACCUGGACAACAACGGUAGCCUCCUGGAGGGAGGAUCGCCGCUGGAGUUCUUCAGCUCGAUCAGCACGCCGCUGACUUCGCCAACCACAGCCACUGCUUCGGUCAUCACCUCAAGUCGCUCGGUUACCGGAGCGGGUGCCGUUGGUGGUGCCAGCGCUGGAGCAGCGGCAGCCGCCGGUUCAUUCUACCAAGGUACAGACUUGAACCCGAGUUAAUGAAGACUACGGCUGUGGGGAGAAUUUGUCGAAAUCGGGAGUGGAGAAUGAACCAAGCGCGAGCUUAUGAAUUCAAUUGAGUUCCUCAAAUGUAGGAGGAAUUUUCUGGAUGUUCCACGGUGCGCUGUAUGUGUGUAGUGUGAAUGUGUAUUUUGUUAUUAAUCUAAACGAGAGUGUUUAUAAUGGUAGCUUUUUAAGGAGUCAUUUAAGUGCAAGAAAUACAAAGAAACCAAGCUAUUGUAGUCUACACGAUAUUGUGCAUAUAGUUUUACGUGUUGUGUAAAUCAACGAUUAAGGCAAACGUGAGUGAUAUGAGUUUUUCACAUUGAAAUUGAUAGUAUUGUUCCCAUCCACAAAAAUUUUUCCGCGUUAUUGAAUAUAUUAUUAACGAAAAUCGUACCUACGAGAAUAUAGAUGGCAAGAGAUAUAGCGAAUGAGUCUUAUAUUUAGGUAAACAAAUGGUACUGUAAUUUGUAAGUUUGUUGGUAGUUUUUAAAAAGAUGAAACGUGUUUUAUUAUGAACCAUCUAAAUAUAUAUUUUAUUUAGUUUAUAAUUUUCUAGCUUUACACAUUUGUAAAACUCAAAUAAAUGGAAUACAAAGGUUUAACUAGUGCCCAUAUGCACCCGUAACAUUGAUUUUGUUGAUACCAACACUGUAAAUAACCCAAUAGGAAAAUGCCCCUUUCGGGAUGGUUACAAACUCUCUUCUAAACUUUAAUCUAGGCAAAUUUUGCAUUCUAUAUGAAGGUUCCUCGGUAAAAAGCUUUUCACGAACCGGAAAAAUUUAAACCACACAGAUUAGGUCCAAUGGAUUGUUCAAUGUGCUAACAGAAUGAUACAAAAAAGCAGGAUGAAAACUUUGACAAACCCAUAGCUAUUAACGGCAAAGCACACUUACCCUCAAGAAACCAUUUCUAAAGAAAUCGAAGGAGAAAAAGUCGCGAAUAUUUGUAUAUUCGGGCAUUAUCUGUAGUGUUUACUUUAAUGUUUAAGACUAAACCCAACCAAUAACCUUCAAAACAACCAACCAACCAACCAAUCAUCCAAACAAACCAACAAACUCAAACUAAAGCACAUGGUGUAAUAAAUGGAGAAAAUAAAACAGAAAAACAAUCACAA
Messenger RNA from Armigeres subalbatus, 5551 nucleotides. Its product is annotated as circadian locomoter output cycles protein kaput-like. The transcript is spliced from 11 exons. Gene Ontology annotation, cellular component: transcription regulator complex; aryl hydrocarbon receptor complex; nucleus. Gene Ontology annotation, molecular function: DNA-binding transcription factor activity, RNA polymerase II-specific; protein dimerization activity; RNA polymerase II cis-regulatory region sequence-specific DNA binding. Lineage: Eukaryota; Metazoa; Arthropoda; Insecta; Diptera; Culicidae. The coding region runs from base 1441 to 4431 and encodes 996 amino acids. Gene Ontology annotation, biological process: regulation of transcription by RNA polymerase II. The record is from RefSeq and is a predicted model, not a curated record.